AAAAUGAACGAGCGGUGAGGAUACAACGAAGCCAUUAGCGAACGCUCCAAUAAAGAUCUAUCAAAGCUGUUUAGAUCUGAAGCACAACUUCAAACCAAUCUCAAUUCUCCAGCGUCCGAUCACCCCUUAGAAUCAAUCAACCCAAUCAGCUUUCACUUCCUCUUUUCGCGCCAAAUACAAAUCACUCUACAAAGGGUUUAGGGUUUGUGUGGUGAUGAUGGCGGAUGUUUCAGGGAGUCCGGAAAGCGGCGGUGAACACUCGAACAUCCGGGAGCAGGAUAGGUUCCUGCCCAUCGCUAACAUAAGCCGGAUCAUGAAAAAAGCAUUGCCUGCUAAUGGUAAGAUUGCUAAAGAUGCUAAAGACACCCUUCAGGAAUGCGUUUCUGAAUUCAUCAGUUUCGUCACUAGCGAGGCCAGUGAUAAGUGUCAGAAAGAGAAGAGGAAGACGAUUAAUGGUGACGAUUUGCUCUGGGCAAUGGCUACACUAGGUUUUGAAGAUUAUAUUGAACCUCUCAAGGCUUAUCUGUCUAGAUACAGAGAGUUAGAGGGUGAUACAAAGGGAUCUGCUAGAGGUGGAGAUGGAUCUAGCAAGAAAGAUACAGUUGGAUCUCAGAUUGUUCCAAAUGCACAGUAUGCUUAUCCAGGAUCUUAUACACAAGGCAUGAAUUAUAUGUAGAACCAUUUGUUGCUUAAUAUGGGUAUGGCUAGAUUUUGACCCUUUUGUAUAGAAUAUUUUGCAGCCAAGGGGACAUGAUAUUUUGCCACUCGUUCAUUGGUUUGCUACUAAAUGGUCUCAAUACAUCAACAAAUGUGUAUGUGUGUAGGAUGAUGUUUAUCUGCCAUUGUUUUUUCUUAUGGCUGAGGUUUUGUGUUGAUUAGUAAUUUAUCCUUGGUUUAAUUGUUA
Helianthus annuus (common sunflower) is the source of this 904-nucleotide messenger RNA. Its product is annotated as nuclear transcription factor Y subunit B-1. The transcript is spliced from 6 exons. Bases 215 to 676 code for a protein of 153 amino acids. Gene Ontology annotation, molecular function: DNA-binding transcription activator activity, RNA polymerase II-specific; RNA polymerase II cis-regulatory region sequence-specific DNA binding; protein heterodimerization activity. Lineage: Eukaryota; Viridiplantae; Streptophyta; Magnoliopsida; Asterales; Asteraceae. The record is from RefSeq and is a predicted model, not a curated record. Gene Ontology annotation, biological process: regulation of transcription by RNA polymerase II. Gene Ontology annotation, cellular component: CCAAT-binding factor complex; nucleus.